This is a messenger RNA of Bolinopsis microptera, 4507 nucleotides long. RefSeq lists its product as uncharacterized. Gene Ontology annotation, molecular function: protein binding. The record is from RefSeq and is a predicted model, not a curated record. NCBI's taxonomy places the organism in Eukaryota, Metazoa, Ctenophora, Tentaculata, Lobata, Bolinopsidae. The coding region runs from base 221 to 4489 and encodes 1422 amino acids. The transcript has 3 exons.
GAAUUUGGACAAACCAUCCUCUCAGGAAGUGACAGAUGAACUUCCUACUGUUCAUGCAUCAAACGUAUCAACCGAGCAGGCUGACACAGAAAAAGAUGAUAAUCUUCCCACAACCUCUUCUUCCAGAGCAGAAUCGGAUGAGGAAGUGAUAGAGAAAAUAAAACUAGCUGGUCAGCAAGCAAACGAAAAAUACUGCAACAAUCGACAUAAUCGGUCAACAAUGCUACCUCCGAUUCCAAACUCAAAGUUUAUCGACAGAUUUUCCGAGGAGGAAGGUGUAAUCUUAACGAAAGAAAACGAAAGUGAUAAACGAAAGCAAAUAGCAUAUGAAGCAGAGGUUACAGUUUAUCGAUCACUCGAGGAUUUUGAACAUGCCGUGGUUUUGCACGGACUCAGCUACACCAAUAGACAGUAUGCAUUGUUUAAAACAGAUUUCAAGUAUGAUUCUGAGAAACCCAACAAAGAGGCCGGGGAAUGUGAUUUCGUUGUGAUUGGUAAGAAUUGCAUCGUGAUUAUUGAAGUUUCUGAUGUGCAGAUCAGGCCGAAUAUAACAUCUAAUAAAAAACUUAAGAAAGCAUUUAAAAGUAAGAAACAGCAAGGAGAGCGAACAGAGGAAUUAAUCAAAAGAAUGCUCUACUCAGGUUCUGAUGACAGGAACGAGGUUUACCCCUACAUUCAAUGGUUUUGCGCAUUUCUCAGCAUAUCAGAAUCUGAAGAAAAAAGAUUCGACCAAAAUCAAAGAUCUAACAUAAUCUUCAAGGAGUCUUUUACUGAGGGCCGAAAUGUCUUUCUACAAUGGUGGACAGAAAAUGUCACGAACAAAAUUGUCCAUUCUUAUACUGAUGAGAAGAAAAUGUCAAACUUGAGGAAUAUCCUAAUUGGACUAUGGAUCAUUGAUCCACAAAACAGAUGCCAUCCUAAAGAAAAAUGUAGCCUAGGCAGCAACAUUAUGAAAGUAGACAGUCAGCUAAAAGACGCGAAAAUAACUUACGGUUUUGGUAGAAGCAAAUCAGGCUUCGAGAAUCCCGAUUUCGUGGUGGCAGACGAUGUUUUUAAGAUCAUGGGCAUCAGUUAUCUCACAAAAGAACAGGAUAAAGUUUUUAAGAGCAAAAAGAAAUUCCUGUGGAUCAACGGGCCGGCCGGCUCAGGGAAGACAAUCUUGAUUCUUGGUAAAGCUAUUCAGUUGGCUAAAACUGGCAAGAAUAAAGUUGUGAUAUUUAUAUUCAAUACGGGAGACAGAAAUUCAGAUGUGUAUCAAAAAGCGUUAAAGACAGCUGGAAUACAGCCAGAAGUUAUCAAGACAGCUAUGACAGAAAAUGGCCUAAUUGAAAAUGAUGCUGUAGUCGAUGAAAUAAACUCUUGUUUGAGAAGACCUUGCUCUGUAGUGUUAUUGGAAUUAAGUAUAGAACACUCGAGCCCAAUUGGACGAGCAAAUUAUCGAAGGGAUGGACUGCGAUCAAUCGAUCAAAUGAUCUAUACGGUAAUGUUUCAGGAGAUUAAGAUACGGGUAAGUCAACAAUUCAACUUUUUUAUUGAUGACGAGCAAUGCUUACUUAGUGAUGGACAUUAUGAUAGGAGUAAACGAGUCAAAGAAAUGACAACUACAACUGAAUCAUAUGAUUUGGAUCUGACGAUUUGGAUCUGUAGUGACAUUGCUCAAUCGAUCGACCACAUGGCUCCGCAGAAUUUGCCUACUUUGUUCCCAGCGAUGAAUUCAAUGAUGCAGGUUUACAGCUACCUUACAUUGUCUAGAAAUCUUAGGAACACUUGUGAUAUUUCAAACGUGUUAUCAAUCAUAAGGAAGGGUAUAUUGCUGUCGCCGAAAGAGUUGUCAGGACAUUUCGUUCAUGGGACCAAACCAGUACUACGAUUUCUUCGUUGCAACGGACAUAACCAGGUAAUUGACCAGGUAAUUGUCGGCAUUGAAGAAGAGCUUCGAAAAGUCAUGGACACGGAUGAAAUAAAAACAUCAGAUAUUGCUAUGAUAAGUAAUACCGAGCAUGCAACAAAAACACUCUUGAGAAAAAGGAUUAAACAAUUGUCCAUGUAUAAUCUAUCGGAUACAUAUUCCGCAGAGUGGCCUGUUGUCAUCUUCCUUAUGGAUGUGACAGAUAUAGCAGACAGUGAGUACCAAAUACUCCAUCAACUCUACCUGGGUGUAUCUAGAGCACGAGUUUAUUGUGCAGUCAUACUGUAUACACACAGGAAAGAUACAGUAAUUAGUCAUUUAAAACAUGUACUGUCGAGUUUUGAACUUCUAGCUGAUACAGAUACACGGAUUCAAAUAGAGGCUUUUGAUCCUGACAUCGCCGAAUCUAGUAAAAACAUUAAACCACACACAUGUAAAGGAUUACUACAAUCAGAAAAAUCUUUGACCCCUGAUAACCAAAAGGAAAUAAUUGAUGCUAUAAACUCUGAUGACGUUAAUAAAAUAAGUGUCGUUUUCAAUAAGUUUGAAUCUUCAUACUCGAAUUAUUUAGAUAAUAACAAAAAAACAGUUCUGCAUUAUUCAGCUGAAUGUGGAAAAAUCAAAAUAGUCAAAUUCCUAAUCAAAGAAAUAGGUCUGGUCGUUCAUUCUAGGACCAAACAAGGGUGUACUCCGCUCCACUCAUCUCUAAAAGGGGGUCAAUCAGAUGUAGCACGUUACUUAGUUGAAGCUGGUGCUAAUGUUAACGCAAAGAUGGACGAUGGGUGUACUCCGCUUCACUUAGCUUCACAGCAGGGAGUAUCAGAUGUAGCACGUUACUUAGUUGAGGCUGGUGCUAAUGUUAACGAAAAGAUGGACAAUGGGCGUACUCCGCUUCACUUAGCUUUACAGCACGGAGUAUCAGAUGUAGCACGUUGCUUAGUUGAGGCUGGUGCUAAUGUUAACGAAAAGAUGGACGAUGGGCGUACUCCGCUUCAUAAAGCUUUACAGAAGGGAGAAUGGGAUGUAGCACGUUGCUUAGUUGAGGCUGGUGCUAAUGUUAACGAAAAGACGGACGAUGGGCGUACUCCGCUUCACUUAGCUUCAUACCAGGGCAAAUUAGAUGUAGCACGUUACUUAGUUGAGGCUGGUGCUAAUGUUAACGAAAAGACGGACGAUGGGUGUACUCCGCUUCACUUAGCUUCAGAAAUGGGGGAAUUAGAUGUAGCACGUUACUUAGUUGAGGCUGGUGCGGGGGGGGAUCAGAUGGACGAUGGGCGUACUCCGCUUCACUUAGCUUUACAGCACGGAGAAUGGGAUGUAGCACGUUACUUAGUUGAGGCUGGUGCUAAUGUUAACGAAAAGAUGGACGAUGGGUGUACUCCGCUUCGCUUAGCUUUACAGCAGGAAGAAUUAGAUGUAGCACGUUACUUAGUUGAGGCUGGUGCUAAUGUUAAAGAAAAGAUGGACGAUGGGAGUACUGCACUACACUUCGCUUCACAACAGAGGAAUUUAGAUGUGGUACGUUACUUAGUUGAGGCUGGUGCUAAUGUUAAAGAAAAGAUGGACGAUGGGCGUACUCCGCUUCACUUAGCUUCAGAAGAGGGCAAAUUAGAUAUAUUACGUUACUUAGUUGAGGCUGGUGCUAAUGUUAACGAAAAGACGGACGAUGGGCGUACUCCACUUCACUUAGCUUCAAAACAGGGCAAAUUAGAUGUAGCACGUUACUUAGUUGAGGCUGGUACUAAUGUUAAAGAAAAGAUGGACGAUGGGUGUACUCCGCUUCACUUAGCUUUACAGCAGGGAGAAUUAGAUGUAGCACGUUGCUUAGUUGAGGCUGGUGCUAAUGUUAACGAAAAAACGGACUAUGGGUGUACUCCGCUUCACUUAGCUUUAAAACAGGGCAAAUUAGAUGUAGCACGUUACUUAGUUGAGGCUGGUGCUAAUGUUAAACAAAAGAUGGACGAUGGGUGUACUCCGCUUCACAUAGCUUCAUACCAGGGGGAAUUAGAUGUAGCACGUUACUUAGCUGAGGCUGGUGCUAAUGUUAACGAAAAGAUGGACAAUGGGCGUACUCCGCUUCACUUAGCUUUACAGCACGGAGAAUGGGAUGUAGCACGUUACUUAGUUGAGGCUGGUGCUAAUGUUAACGAAAAGAUGGACUUUGGGCGUACUCCGCUUCAUUUAGCUUUACAGCAGGAAGAAUUAGAUGUAGCACGUUACUUAGUUGAGGCUGGUGCUAAUGUUAAAGAAAAGAUGGACGAUGGGAGUACUGCACUACACUUCGCUUCACAACAGAGGAAUUUAGAUGUGGUACGUUACUUAGUUGAGGCUGGUGCUAAUGUUAAAGAAAAGAUGGACGAUGGGCGUACUCCGCUUCACUUAGCUUCAGAAGAGGGCAAAUUAGAUAUAGUACGUUACUUAGUUGAGGCUGGUGCUAAUGUUAACGAAAAGACGGACGAUGGGCGUAAUCCGCUUCAUUUAGCUUUACAGCAGGGAGAAUCAGAUGUAGCACGUUACUUAGUUGAUGCUGGUGCUAAUGUUAACGAAAAGAUGGACGAUGGCAGUACUCCGCUUCACUGAGCUUCAAAACAGGGCAAA